AUGUCGGAAAGGGAAGAUAAUGUGUAUAAAGCUAAGUUAGCCGAGCAGGCUGAGCGCUAUGAUGAGAUGGUGGAGGCGAUGAAAAACGUAGCCUCACGCAACGUGUCCGACAAUGAACUAACAGUCGAGGAGAGGAACCUUCUGUCUGUUGCCUACAAAAAUGUGAUAGGCGCCCGCCGUGCCUCGUGGCGGAUCAUAUCCUCCAUCGAACAGAAGGAAGAAACCAAAGGCGCCGAGGACAAACUCAGCAUGAUCCGGGCGUACCGCAGCCAGGUUGAAAAGGAGCUUCGCGAUAUUUGCUCAGAUAUCCUGGGCGUGCUCGAUAAACACCUCAUCCCAAGCUCACAAACCGGCGAAUCUAAAGUCUUCUAUUACAAAAUGAAGGGCGAUUAUCACCGAUACCUGGCCGAGUUCGCGACGGGCAACGACCGCAAGGAGGCGGCCGAGAACUCGCUCGUCGCGUACAAGGCCGCCUCCGACAUCGCCAUGACGGAACUGCCGCCCACACACCCCAUACGCCUCGGCCUCGCUCUUAACUUCUCAGUAUUCUAUUACGAAAUCCUAAACAGCCCGGACCGCGCGUGUCGGCUGGCCAAGGCCGCCUUCGAUGACGCCAUCGCGGAGCUAGACACGCUGUCGGAGGAGAGCUACAAGGACUCGACGCUCAUCAUGCAGCUCUUGAGGGACAACCUCACGCUGUGGACUUCGGAUAUGCAGGGCGACGGCGAGUCCGCCGAUCAGGAGCAGAAGGAGACGGCCCAGGACGUCGAGGAUCAAGACGUCUCGUAA
Molecule: messenger RNA, 789 nt
Organism: Arctia plantaginis
Lineage: Eukaryota; Metazoa; Arthropoda; Insecta; Lepidoptera; Erebidae
Source: the annotation of a GenBank genome assembly